This is a messenger RNA of Harmonia axyridis, 1746 nucleotides long. Its product is annotated as alanine aminotransferase 1-like. Bases 156 to 1691 code for a protein of 511 amino acids. The record is from RefSeq and is a predicted model, not a curated record. The transcript has 2 exons. Gene Ontology annotation, molecular function: L-alanine:2-oxoglutarate transaminase activity; pyridoxal phosphate binding. Gene Ontology annotation, biological process: biosynthetic process. NCBI's taxonomy places the organism in Eukaryota, Metazoa, Arthropoda, Insecta, Coleoptera, Coccinellidae.
UAAUGAGUUUUGGGAUUGUUUCCCAGAAUUUUCGAGUUUGAUUUCUUCAUAAUCUUCCACUCGACGACUCAACAAUAUCAAUUCCAAAAAUGAUCACUCAAACCUCAAACUGACACCCAAUCAUAACCUCAAAGCGAAUAAACUGAAACUCAAACAUGAUGAAGAGACGUCUGAACAUAUUCAACACAAUAAAAGUCAAAAUAAAACUUACGUUCAUGAACCAUCGUUGGAUAACCCUCGACACCUACAAAACCAGGAAGAAAACCAUCACCAUGGACAACAUACACCAAGGCCUUAGAAACGUGGGAUUACCAAUCGAGUCUCCUAUUAUACAACGUGCUCAAGAGCUAGAAGAAGAAGUUAGAAGAGGUGCUGAAAAGCAUUUCAAGAAGGUGUUGAAAGCUAACCUUGGUGAUUGUCAGGCUAUGGGCCAAAAACCCAUCACGUUCCUUCGUCAAGUGAUAAUCUUGGUAACUUACCCAGAGCUGAUGAAAGAUCCACGGUUUCCAAAAGAUGCCAAAGAGAGAGCAAGAAUCAUUUUGGCCUCCUGCAAAGGAAAUUCUAUCGGUUCUUAUUCAGAAUGUGCUGGUAUCGAUAUUAUAAGAAGACACUGCGCCGAGUUUAUCGAAAGAAGAGAUGGUAUCCACGCAGAUUGGCACAAAAUCAGCUUAUCUUCUGGUUCUAGCGAAGCCAUAAGAAAUGUCCUCAAAUUGAUUGCUUGUAAAGUUCGUGGAAAACCACCAGGAGUCUUGAUGCCAAUUCCUCAAUUUCCUCUAUACGAAGUCUUCCUGAAGGAUUUAUUCAUUCAUCCAGUACGUUAUUUCUUGAACGAGUCUAAGAAUUGGAGCAUAGAUAUUGAAGAGUUGAAAAGUGCCUUGGACGAGUCCAAAACCUCAUGCACUCCAAGAGCCAUCCUCGUGAUCAACCCUGGAAACCCAACAGGACACAUAUUAACCCUCCAAAACAUGCAACAAGUCAUCAAGUUCGCCUUUCAAAACAAGCUACUCAUAUUGGCAGACGAGGUGUAUCAAGAAAACAUCCACAUUCCAGUUUCUACCUUUCACUCCUUCAAGAAGGUGCUCAUAGAGAUGGGACCACCCCAUUCGGAAGUAGAACUAGCAAGCUUCAUGUCUGUAUCUCAUGGUUACGCUGGAGAAGCUGGUCUUAGAGGAGCCUACGUGGAAUUGGUUAACAUCAACCCUGACGUUUACUCUACCUAUUUGAAGUCAUUGUGUAUGAAUUUGUGUCCUAAUGUAUUGGGACAAGUGGCUUUGGAUUGCGUUGUCUACCCUCCAAGAGAAGACGAGCCGAGUUUCAAAGAGUUCUCGAAGGAGAAAAGUGAAAUCAUGGAUUCCUGCAAGAGAAGAGCUAGGAUGUUCAUGGAUACCAUCGAGGGUUUGGAAGGCAUCUCUUGCAACCCUAUUGAAGGUGCUUACUAUGUCUUUCCUAAAUUGACGUUGUCUUCUAAGGCUAUUCAAGCUGCUGAGCACGAUGGAAAGGUACCAGAUUUGUUUUAUGCAUACCAAUUGUUAGAGAAUGCUGGUGUUUGUGUUGUGCCAGGGUCUUGUUUUGGACAGCAGAAGGGAACGUGGCAUUUUAGAGCUACGAUCUUGCUGCCAGAGUGUGAGUAUGUGGAUAUGCUGAAGAGGCUGAAGGAGUUUCAUUCGAAGUUUAUGGAAAAGUAUAAGUGAAGGGUUUGGGAUGAAUGUUUACUGGUCUGUAAGAAUAAAGAAAAAUGUGUAAUGA